Molecule: messenger RNA, 261 nt
Organism: Dibothriocephalus latus
Lineage: Eukaryota; Metazoa; Platyhelminthes; Cestoda; Diphyllobothriidea; Diphyllobothriidae
Source: the annotation of a GenBank genome assembly
AUGGAUACACUUGUCAUUCCGGUGGAUUUCGCAGACCCCUACAUUGGAGGUGAAUUUCUUCGCUUCGGUAACGUCCAGGAGGAGCUGAUGUGCUGCAUGCAACCAGAGAUCCUGUCUGGUCGCCUCUUCAUGGAACGUCUCCUGCCGCGAGAAGCGGCCCUCGUCAUCGGAGCCGAAAGAUUCUGCAGUUGUAGGGGUUAUGCGCGCGAUUUAGUGUGGGCAGAAGAUUUUAGGGAAGCCGAUCACGGCAGCGCUCGGUAG